UUUUUCUUCUUUUUUUUCUCUCAUUAGAUCAACAUGUCCUCACGAUUAGCAAGACAAUCCUUGGAUCUUUUGACAGCUCCUAAAAGCAAAAAGAAUGACAAGCUAGACAGCAAAAAGAUCAAGUUGCCAAAGACUAACAAAGGUAUCAAGAAAGUGAAAUACGAAAAUAGAUAUGGCCGACACCAAAAGACACGCUUAUUACAAGAAGAAAUCAGAAAGCGAGAGAAUCCUAUAGACAAAUUAAAUCAGCAAGAAGAUAUACUUGAAGAACAAUUGAAGCGCAAUGUACAUAUUAUGAGAAAAGCCCUUCGAUCUAGUGAAUUAGAAAAGAAGAUCCAUAAAGAAGUCAUCAAAGAAAGAAAUGCCAAAAGAACAAAAAAAUGGUCCAGUGAAGUCAAUGGCUCUGACGGUGAUACAGAUAAUGACAGUGAAUAAAAACUCGUGCCAAAUUAGUUGUACUACAACAUUCUUAUGAGGCACAAUUUAAAUAUA
Molecule: messenger RNA, 492 nt
Organism: Gilbertella persicaria
Lineage: Eukaryota; Fungi; Mucoromycota; Mucoromycetes; Mucorales; Choanephoraceae
Exons: 3
Coding region: 34-435 (133 amino acids)
Source: RefSeq, a predicted model, not a curated record